GCAACAAACCAGCCAAGACUAUCUCUGUUAGGCUAAUUAGAAAGCCAGAAGAACAAACACCUAGAGGGAGAAAGGAAUCUGAAAAACACACUAAUUUUUCUGUUCGGUGCGGCCCGAGGCAGAGCGACAAUGGAAGAGACGUACCUGCUCAAUCACCAAGGCGUCAGGAAGAAAAUUCUGGCUGGAGGCACAGGACCACUGCCACACUUUCCACCUGGGACAAAGCUGGUGUUCCAUUUCCAGACUCUGUUGGACAACUUUGAGAGGACAGUCAUCGAUGACAGUCGACUGGCUGGCAGACCAGCUGAGAUCUUCGUCGGAAAGAUGUUCAAGAUGGAGGUCUGGGAGACCCUGCUGACGUCCAUGAGGAUCGGAGAGGUGGCCGAGUUCUGGUGCGAUGCCAUUCACACCGGCUUGUACCCCAUCGUGUCCAAGGGAAUGAGGAUGAUUGCUCAAGGGAAAGACCCCCUAGAGGGCCAGAGACACAUGUGUGGCAUGGGGAACAUGUUCCACUAUCACUCAACUGGUUUCCCAGAGCUAGAUGAGAUAAUGCGAACUCCUCAGCCACUGAUAUUUAUCAUGGAGCUGUUGCAGGUAGGAGACCCCAUGUCCUACCACCGAGAGUCGUGGAUGAUGGAAAAGGACGAGAAGCUGCAGACGGUGCCAUCUCUCCACAUGCAGGGCAAUGCCCUGGUCAAGCAGAGACGAUUCAGAGAGGCUGCAAGCAAGUACAAAGAAGCUGUCCUGUUGCUGAAAACGGUCCAGUCCAGGGAGAUGCCAGGGGAUGUGGACUACAUUAACCUGGGUCGAAUGAUUGUCCCCCUGGAGUUGAACUACUGUCAGUGUAUGUUGGAGCUGGAGGAGUAUUAUGAAGUCAUAGAGCACACAACUGAACUGCUGGAGAAGCACAAAGACUGCGUGAAGGGCUACUACAAGAGAGCCAAGGCCCACGCUGCCGUGUGGAACGAGAAGGAGGCCCGCCGAGACUUCAACAUGGUGGCCCACCUGGACGUCACUCUGGCCCAGCUCGUCAGCCGAGAGCUGAAGGCGCUGUCGGAGCGCAUGAGGGAGAAGUACUGGGAGGAGAAGGAGCAGUACUGGAACAUGCUGGGGAAAAAGGGGAAUAAAAGUGAUGGAGAGGAGGAGGAGGAGGAGGAGGAGAAAGAGGGGCGUGACGGUGAGGAGGAGAAAGAGAAGGAAGGGGUGGAAGAUGGAAAGCAAGGCAAUGAAAGUGAGGUGGAGAAGGAAAGUGGUUCAGAAGUUCAGAGAGAUGACCUCAAAGAGAAGAAGAUUACACCAACUGAGGGAACCGGCGUUAAGGAGGAAACUUCUUCUUCUUCUAUCGGUCUAAAUGCCUGUGACAAAACAGAGGGGAAGGACUGGCAGCAGAUGUUAAGGCUGAUCAUGUUGCUGCAGGACGAGGGAAACUUCCUCAUUAAAGAACAGCACUUUGAAGAAGCUGCCGUGAAGUUCAAAGAGGCUAUAGAAUAUGUGGACUUCCUCCAAAACAAGCAGGUGGAUCAGGGCGGCGAGGACUGGGAGUCGCUGGAGAAGGUGCGCCUUCCCCUGAGCCUCAACCUCAGCCACUGCAUGCUGGAGCUGGAGCAAUACCAGCAAGUGGUGGAGCUCAACGACAAGCUGCUGAAAAAGCAUAAAGGCACCUUUAAGGCAGUGUACCAAAGGGCCCGAGCGCACGCCGCUCUGUGCAACGGGGAUGAGGCUCGGAGGGACUUCGGCACGGUCGAGAGACUGGACCCGAAGUUCAAACCCUUUGUUCGCCAGGAACUGAAAAAGCUGUGCGAGAACCUUCGCGUGAUGAACGCCCGCAAGAACAAGACUUACUGGGAUGUGACUCAGGAGAAGUGGGGGCCUCAUGGAAGCAAGGCCAAGAGCGCAGCAAGCAAGAAGAAUGUGAAAUUUUCUCAGAAAGCCGCGGACGAAAAAACUAAAGCGGGUAAGAAGACUGAAGACAGUAAGAAUAAAGAAGAGGAAAGCUUAGAGAAAGCCCCCCCUGCUGUGAGAGAGGAAGUGGAUGACACAGAAACAGAGAAAAAUCCAGAUGUGAAAGCAGAGCGGAGUAAUGAAGAGUCGGAGUGUGGGAAAGCAGGAGGAGAAGGGAUAGAUGAUGAAAACGCAGAGCGGGUCGAGGGCCUUGAAGCCGGGCCACGUGCACCAGAUAAUCAAGCAACAGAUAAAGAUAGCGGCGCUGCGCCCACGAGCUCAGGCAAAGAUAAUGCAGCGAGCAAGAGAUCAGCGCGUGACAAGGCCAGAAAGAAGGUCAAACGCCAAUCACAGGCUGCACCGGACCCAGGCCCAACGAGCUCCGGGAACAAAGCCACCAGCGGCGGAACUGAAAGCGGCCGCACUCCAUCAGUGUAGCUCACUGGGUCGAAAUGAUCCCCUGUAAAACCAAAGGUCACCGAGAAAACCGGGGACAAAGAGACAAACAGAAUAGAUGAAAAAGCAGCGUGUGUAGAGGAGGAAAUACGUCAUAAAGAAAACAAGCCUCAAAACAGGAAAUAUUGAUUCUGCCACGAACAAAUACAGAUA
Molecule: messenger RNA, 2550 nt
Organism: Mugil cephalus (flathead mullet)
Lineage: Eukaryota; Metazoa; Chordata; Actinopteri; Mugiliformes; Mugilidae
Exons: 8
Coding region: 130-2379 (749 amino acids)
Molecular function (GO): peptidyl-prolyl cis-trans isomerase activity; protein binding
Source: RefSeq, a predicted model, not a curated record